ACACAAUUCAAGCCAAAUCAAAACGAUUUUGACAGGUAAACGGUUAAAAAUGAAAAUAAAUGCGUGUGUUUUAUUUGAAUGUUUUCGUGUGGAUUUGAAUUGUUUUUAAAUUAUACUAGUGCCUGAAUGAAAAAUCGACCAACAUGGAUGCGGCGACGAGUUUAAAACCUAAGACGAUGGCUGAAAUGCUACCCGAGCUUAGCGGUAUCCUGUCUAAAGAUAGUAUGCUGAGCCUCACUGCUAAGAAACAGCCUCGCCAGACAAUUUUGCAGUCUAACACCUCUGAGAAAGUUUACAAGCCCUUAACGUUCGCGGAAAUGAGGGCAGCCCUCACGACAUUAAAAGGACAGUCCCCAAGGAGACCAGCCCAAGAAAUGUCUAAGAAGAAAACUUGGAACUCUUCAGUAAAAGUUGACAAAACAGUGAGCCAUACAGCCAAUAACAAAAUGAAACACAAUCCAGUUAGAAAAGUUCUUAAUUUUCAACCCAAGCCUAGUAAACCAGUUCCAACUAACAGAGCAACCAUGUAUCCUGAAUCUCCAAAGUUUCCAAAACCUGAAUUCAGACCUAAGAAAUCUCUAUUUUCAUUACAAGCUCGCCAAGUGAGAAUAAGUGGCAUAAACAACAUAUCUGAAACCCCAGUUAUAAACAGGCCCAUCAAAAGCCGGAUGACACUCGCCAAUAAGGAGAAUGUCUCCAACCACACUGGUAUUAAAAAGUUCCCGCCCCCCCCAAAACCAUUGAUUAAGAAAAAACUGAUACCUGUUGUACCUGACACUCCUAUAUCUAAUGAAUCUUGGAAGUCUAGUGAUGCCAGCUUCUUGCAAAAGGAAAAAGAGAUUAAUGAUGCAGAGGACAAAAUUAAAGCAAUCUGUGAGGAGAAGACUCUAGAGAAAAUUGCAGAAAUCACACCACCCAUGUCUACACCAUUCAAAGACUACAGAAAUGUUAAGGAAUACUUUAACCAGUCCAGUGGGCUGGAAAAUUCUGCAGUAUUCAACGACAACACCAUUAUGAGCUUCGAAAAACCUUGUGAUUUGAACGAAAAUAACAAAAGGGAAGAAAGUGUUAUAGUUUCUCUAUGUGACUUACUCAACAAAGCCUCCGUUAAUACUGGGAAAAUGAGCACAGAACUGGAUGAUUUGUUAGAGAUUGAGAAACAGACUGUACACAACUUAAGGAUGAUUGAUAACAGCAUAACUGCCUUGAACAAAAUAAAAGAGUCACAGUUUACUUCUCUGCAGUAUGUCAGGAAACUAAUCAAUGAGAAAAAGACUUGCAAGGAUGAGAAAAAGCCUGGCGAGAGUGGUGACAAAACUUUAAUUAAUACCAAAGAAUCUCCCAAAGCUAUAAAAACAGAGAAGUCAGGUCUGGAACUCAAAGCAUCAGUUAGUAGUCCGUGUUCAGUUAUCAAAUCAUGUACAAAAUCACCUUCUUACAAGAUACCAAAAAAGAACUUGUGCCUGAGAAAGAAAGUUAUUUGUAAAUCCUUGCCAAAUGUUUCAAGUGAAACGCUUACACCAGUUAAAGCUGACAUGGGUAACAGGGCGUUAAGCAUGUAUAUGAAAAUGAAGGAACACAUGAAUUUUCUGAAUACCCCAGUUGCUAAACGAAACUGUCAUGUCCCGGACACUCCAGCAUUAACUUCACACAAUUUACAAAAGCAGCUUGACAAGCUCUAUGAUGAAAAUUAGCAAUCCUUUAGUGAAUAUUCAAAAUAAAUUAACUGUAGAAUAAUUAUGUAAAGAAAGCACUUAUAUUGUUAUUAUAAUUUUAGAAAUUUUUAUUUUUUAUGAAUGAUGUCUGAUUGUAUAUUUAGUAAUAUUUAGCUACAGGUUGGCUAGGAUUCAUCAUUAGAACUGAUAUAUUUUACCAUGUCCGUGUUUCUGAAACUAUCUAGAUGUACCACGAAGCCCAACUAAACCUUCCCGUAGCCAUCGUGUUGUAAAGUCGUGUAUAGAAAAUUAAAUAACUCUGAAUUUAUAGACAAAAAAAAAUGAAAAUAUGUAUUCUUUUUUACUGAAAAUUGAGUUGUGAAGUGACUAAUUUUAGCAACUAUGUAGUAAUAUAUAAAUCUAAUUAUUAAUUUGCAUAAUGUAAACAUUUUAGUAUACAAAAU
Messenger RNA from Helicoverpa armigera (cotton bollworm), 2119 nucleotides. RefSeq lists its product as uncharacterized. Bases 144 to 1694 code for a protein of 516 amino acids. The transcript has 5 exons. The record is from RefSeq and is a predicted model, not a curated record. NCBI's taxonomy places the organism in Eukaryota, Metazoa, Arthropoda, Insecta, Lepidoptera, Noctuidae.